GAGAGCAUAAGUGAAGCAGAAGUGACGGAGACGAGCUAUUGCAUAUCGUGCUGACGGAAGAUGGUUGAAGGAUUUCACAUAUUUACUUGAUCAAAAGACGGUAGAAAGUAUAGUUUUUUAUUUACUUAUUGUCACUACAUGAUUCCGUGCAGUCAUAGGGCUUUCAAACUGGCAACAAGGGGCGAGAAGUUAUUUUAUGACUUACAGUCAAUAGUUUUUCUUAAUGUUUUAAUUAAUAGAGCUUUUUAACGAGACACUUACAAAGUAUCGAGUCUUUUAAUCCAGUCAACAUUGAAAGAUCGUAUCCAUGUUGAAGCUGAAAUGCAAUGGGCCAGUCAGGAAGUCAUAAAAAUGAUAAAAUAUGGAUUAAACACAUUUCAUUCAAUUGUUAAAAGAAAUUCGACAAACACGAUACUAUUAGAUUGUCCUUCAUUCAUAGAUUGUGUGUUGCAGUCGGGAAAAAGAAAAUCUAACGUUUUCUGGUUGUAUUCGUGAAAAUAAAAUCGAGCGUUGUCUUGUUGUAAUCGUGAACAGGAACUCAAGCGCUUUCUGGUUGUAAUCGUGAACAGGAACUCAAGCGCUUUCUGGUUGUAAUCGUGAACAGGAACUCAAGCGCUUUCUGGUUGUAAUAGUGAACAGGAACUCAAGCGCUUUCUGGUUGUAAUCGUGAACAGGAACUCAAGCGCUUUCUGGUUGUAAUCGUGAAAAUAAAAUCGAGCGUUGUCUUGUUGUAAUCGUGAACAGGAACUCAAGCGCUUUCUGGUUGUAAUCGUCGACGUUACAUUAUCUCGACAUAGAGCGUGAUCACGUAAGAAGAAAACAGCAAACUAUCAAGGUGAUCUCACAAGCGUGCUGUAGGCAUGGCUCAGGCACUAGGUCACGUGAUCGUCUGUAAGUACAAGUUACGUCUGCGACUGGGUUACAUCUCGGUACCCACACGUCCAGUGUUAUUCUGGUCUUGACGGUAACUGAGAGCUUAACGUAAUUAACAAGUGAAAUAAAUAAAUAGUCAUUUUUUUAAAAAAAUUAGUUUCAUGUUUUCACUCCAACUCUGCAUGCUUCUACUCAAAUAAUGUUUCUAUUCAAAGAAUUUUUCUACUCAAAGAAUGUUUCUAUUCAAAGAAUGUUUCUACUCAAAGAAUGUUUCUAUUCAAAGAAUGUUUCUAUUUAAAGAAUGUUUCUAUUCAAAGAAUGUUUCAAUUCAAAGAUUUUUUCUAUUCAAAGAAUGUUUCUUCUCAAAGAAUGUUUCUAUUCAAAGAAUAUUUCUAUUCAAAGAAUGUUUCUACUCAAAGAAUGUUUCAAUUCAAAGAAUGUUUCUAUUCAAAGAAUGUUUCUUCUCAAAGAAUGUUUCUACUCAAAGAAUGUUUCUAUUCAAAGAAAUUUCUUCUCAAAGAAUUUUUCUAUUCAAAGAAUGUUUCUACUCAAAGAAUGUUUCUUCUCAAAGAAUGUUUCUAUUCAAAGAAUGUUUCUUCUCAAAGAAUGUUUCUAUUCAAAGAAUGUUUCUACUCAAAGAAUGUUUCUAUUCAAAGAAUAAUUCGAUUCAAAGAAUGUUUCAAUUCAAAGAAUGUUUCUUCUCAAAGAAUUAUUUUAUUCAAAGAAUGUUUCUUUUCAAAGAAUGUUUCUAUUCAUAGAAUGUUUCAAUUCAAAGAAUGUUUCUAUUCAAAGAAGGUUUCUAUUCAAAGAAUGUUUCUAUUUAAAGAAUGUUUCUAUUCAAAGAAUGUUUCUAUUCAAAGAAUGUUUCUAUUCAAAGAAGAUUUCUAUUCAAAGAAUGUUUCUAUUCAAAGAAUGUUUCUAUUCAAAGAAUGUUUCUAUUGAAAGAUUGUUUCUUGUCAAAGAAUGUUUCUAUUCAAAGAAUGUUUCUAUUCAAAGAAGGUUUCUAUUCAAAGAAGGUUUCUAUUUAAAGAAUGUUUCUAUUCAAAGAUUUUUUCUAUUCAAAGAAUGUUUCUUCCCAAAGAAAGUUUCAAUUCAAAGAAUGUUUCUAUUCAAAGAUUUCUUCUCAAAGAAUGUUUCUAUUCAAAGAAUGUUUCUUUUCAAAGAAUGUUUCUAUUCAAAGAAGGUUUCUAUUCAAGGAAUGUUUCUAUUCAAAGAAUGUUUCUAUUUAAAGAAUGUUUCUUCUCAAAGAAUGUUUCUAUUCAAAGAAUGUUUCAAUUCAAAGAAUGUUUCUAUUCAAAGAAGGUUUCUAUUCAAAGAAUGUUUCUAUUUAAAGAAUGUUUCUAUUCAAAGAAUGUUUCUAUUCAAAGAAUGUUUCUAUUCAAAGAAGAUUUCUAUUCAAAGAAUGUUUCUAUUCAAAGAAUGUUUCUAUUCAAAGAAUGUUUCUAUUCAAAGAAUGUUUCUAUUGAAAGAUUGUUUCUUGUCAAAGAAUGUUUCUAUUCAAAGAAUGUUUCUAUUCAAAGAAGGUUUCUAUUCAAAGAAGGUUUCUAUUUAAAGAAUGUUUCUAUUCAAAGAUUUUUUCUAUUCAAAGAAUGUUUCUUCCCAAAGAAAGUUUCAAUUCAAAGAAUGUUUCUAUUCAAAGAUUUCUUCUCAAAGAAUGUUUCUAUUCAAAGAAUGUUUCUUUUCAAAGAAUGUUUCUAUUCAAAGAAGGUUUCUAUUCAAGGAAUGUUUCUAUUCAAAGAAUGUUUCUAUUCAAAGAAUGUUUCUUCUCAAAGAAUGUUUCUAUUCAAAGAAUGUUUCUAUUCAAAGAAUGUUUCUUCUCAAAGAAUGUUUCUAUUCAAAGAAUGUUUCUAUUCAAAGAAUGUUUCUUCUCAAAGAAUGUUUCUAUUCAAAGAAUGUUUCUAUUCAAAGAAUGUUUCUUCUCAAAGAAUGUUUCUAUUCAAAGAAUGGUUCUAUUUAAAGAAUGUUUCUAUUCAUAGAAUGUUUCAAUUCAAAGAAUGUUUCUAUUCAAAGAAGGUUUCUAUUCAAAGAAUGUUUCUAUUCAAAGAAUGUUUCUAUUCAAAGAAGGUUUCUAUUCAAAGAAUGUUUCUUCCCAAAGAAUGUUUCUAUUCAAAGAAUGUUUCUAUUCAAAGAUUGUUUCUUCUCAAAGAAUGUUUCAAUUCAAAGAAUGUUUCUAUUCAAAGAAGGUUUCUAUUCAAAGAAUGUUUCUAUUCAAAGAAUGUUUCUAUUCAAAGAAUGUUUCCAUUCAAAGAAUGUUUCUUCUCAAAGAAUGUUUCUAUUCAAAUAAUGUUUCUAUUCAAAGAAUGUUUCUUCUCAAAGAAUGUUUCAAUUCAAAGAAUUUUUCUUCUCAAAGAAUGUUUCUAUUCAAAGAAUGUUUCUAUUCAAAGAAUGUUUCUAUUCAAAGAAUGUUUCUUUUCAAAGAAUGUUUCUAUUCAAAGAAUGUUUCUAUUCAACGAGUGAAAAGUGCAAACUUGAGUUUACUUCGUGUGAAUCUUGGUCAGAUUUUCAUACAGCGUUUGCGAUGACCUGAAAUGGUUUAGCCAUAAGUGUACACAGGGCAAGGCUUGCAAGUAGUGAGGGCUGAAACCUGACCUGCGAGACGCACAGUGAGAUGUACACACAGUGAGAUGUACACACAGUGAGAUGUACACACAGUGAGAUGUACGCACAGGAAAACCAAGCGUGAAAUGGAAAAGAAUUCAAAAUAAAAGAAGGAAAAGGAGAUUUAUUUAACUAUUCUGAAUCUGGUAAAUAAUAAUAACACACCCACCUACACACACACCCAGACCCACACAUACCCACACCCGCACACACACCUACACACACACACAUACACACCCACACAUACCCCCACACACACCCACAAACACAGUUUUUUAUAACAGGCCCGCGUAUUGUGAGAAAAUACCCGGUUCAGUUGUUAGCCAAACAAAGAGUUAGCUUCUCAUUAUUUACAAUAUGCAACGAAAUCUCCUGACCUUUGCCAUGCUUUGCCUUCGUCAACGUUUUGUAUCAAGAAAAACCAACUGAUAGGAACAGGCAAUUGGCGUAUUUCGGAAUAGAGAUGACGUUGUACCAAAAACCCGUUGACCGAGAAGAUACUGUCUUUCAUUUUAUAACAAAGACUCAUAAAACAAAAGUCGCAUUAUGAAGAACAUAGCAGCCCAUUGACCGGAGUUCAGACGUGUCGCAUGAAACACGCUGCGUGACAAAGUUAAUUCGUUCCCUCAGUACUCUUAAUAUGAAACAUGUGGAGUUUGAGGAGGGCGGUUUUGAAGUAGAAGCAGGACACACAGAAGGGAACUAUAUAUACAAGAGAUUAGCUGAAUAUGAACAUAUGCAUUAGCCGUAAUAUAUGAGGGAAACGUUCAAGUCGCCAUUUAAAGUAAAGUAAUAGUGGAGAAAGGUUUUUAUGGGUUUAAAAAAAAAAAAUGACGGGACUAUUACAAUGAAGUUUCGAUAAAAUGCGUUAAUCAGCCAGACAGGACGCAACAAGAAACGGCAGAUAGAAAUCAAAAACGUAUCAUUAAAUUAACUGAAUACUCAAAUGUCAUUUAGUUAUUAUUUUUUGGUUUGUCUGUGUGCUUAUGAAGCAUUGAGUCGAAACGUCCUUGUCAAUGUCCUGUCUUAUUUCAAGGCCAAAAAUACUAUGCUCAUCUAUCUAUUUACUUUCCGGCUAAGAAGCUCUCGUUUGUUUCAGACGCCAACAGUUUGCUGACUGAAUGUUUAACAAACCUUAACCUACAAAAGUCUUGUUAGGUUUCUGUGUGACCGAUUUACUGGUGCCUGACUAGACUUUAAGUUGACUACUGGCGGGGCAUUAAGUUGAUGUCUGAUGGGGCAUUUAGUUGAUGUUUGAUGGGGCUUUCAGUUGACGACUGACAUGAAAUUUAAUUUAAACAACGAAGGGGAGCUUAUUUAAUUACAUUUUUAUAGGUUAUUACUUAAGGCCUUACAACAUUAUUAAAGUCCUGACAUUUGAAGAAUGCUAUUAUUGUGUUUCUUGUAUUCAAAUGAAUAAAUUUUCUAAAUUUUAGUCAGCAUCCAUGACAUUCGAUUGGAUUAUAUCACUAAAGUCCAAAAAGUAAAAUAAAGAAAAUGUUCCUUAAAUAAAGGUAGAGUGGUACCUCGAGAUAUGAAUUUAAUUCGUUCCGUAACCUUCCGUAAUUAAAAUGCCAUUAAUCCGUUCUACCCCCCCCCCAACCAAAAUGCCACCCUAGUUGUUUUUGUUACGUGUUUUUGAAUAUGAAAAAUGCAUUUACAAAUGACAAAUAUUGUGUGAAAAGAUAAUAAAAGAGAAUUUAAAUAAAUAAACUUGUUUUAUAAAGUGCCCUUUGUUAAGGUAUCUCCUCAAAGCUGCUUCUCUGUCACCCAUAUCAUCAGCAGUUGCUGCAUCUUUUGAUGGAGAGAGGUACAGAGCUUAGAGAUUAUUGUAACCACCUUAGCUCAAAUUAUACCCUUUAUCGACUCCUUCUGAUUAAGCACAGCACAUAGCGUUGGAGUAUUACGCCCGUACUGUCUCGCCAAGUCGGUCACUCGCACACCUUGCUCAUGUUUUUCUAUGUUUUCACACUUUAAUUCAAUAGACAUCAUCUCCCUCUGAGCACUGACCUUUCCACUCACUUUCUUCGGACCCAUGGUUAUAAAAAGAAAUGUGAGAAAGCACUGUAACUGCCUAAAAAGUACAAUUCGCGAGCACAACUUAUCAAAGAUGCCUCGACAGCGAGGCAAAAAAGUACACUGACAAUGUGAAACGCACGAGACACGACUGGUGUGUUCGUGUGCAGCCGGCCGACCCGCUGACCCAGUUCCUCGUAUCUCAAAUUUUUCUCGUAUUUCAAAGCAAAACAUCGCUCACUCGACGGCUCGUAUCUCAAAAAUCCCCGAAUGCCAUGACAUUCGUAUGUCGAGGUAUCACUGCAUUCUAAAUUUUAAUGUCUCUUUAUUAAUAUUUUUCCAUGAAAAUUGGUUUAUUUCAACAACAAAAAAAUUACAGUAUAGUUUUUUUGUUUUUUGUUGUUUUUUUUUUUUUUUUUUUUCAAAUGUGAUUACACAUAAAACUUGCUAUCUCUUCAGGUUAAAUGGAAUGUUCAAAUAUGAAAGUCAUUCCUUUUGAUAAAUUAUUCCAAUAAAAUUUGACACUGCAUGCACAACUGGUGAAUUCGCAUUAGCCUACAAUUAAAGAAUCAGGAGAAAACAUGGAUGACUCUUCGGCACAACAGCGGCCUAGUCGGUGUGGUCAGUUGUUCAAGAGUUUACUUCUGGUCACUCACAUGGUCGGCAUUGAGGCUUGUGUGGCGUUUGAGGUCAUCCUCAUGAUAGCCAACCUACAAACUCUUGGAGUACCGAUCCGAUUCUCGUCUCUGCCAGGGACAGUCGCUGCCACUUUUGGCAUCGUGCUCAUCCCUACCCUAGGUUUCAUCAUGGACAAAUUGGCCACAUCGAGGAGGGCCAAAGCCAUUAUAUUAGUAUGCACAACAUCCUUUCAAGUCGCCGGGACAUUUUUCAUUUUCAUCGGCAACGCGGUAAAACUUCUGUACCACGAUAAACUCACUCCAAGCAAUUCAACUUGGUGGAAUGUAACCACAGAAGAAAGUCUUACUACUAAAACAGAAUGGCCAAAUGAAACUCUAUUGUCAGUAAUGGGAAUAACCGCGACAGAAUAUCCACGUAUAGGACCAACAUCGAAUAUCAGUUUACUUUUAACUACUCAGUUUGAGAGUAGCACAACAGAGCUACCCACCGAAGAAGCACCGAUCCAAUACUUUGCGAUUCUAGCAAUGGUGGGGUAUGCAUUGAUCGACUGUGGAUAUGAUUCCUCCAAUUGUUUUCUGAAAACAUUUGCUCUGGCGUCUACACCACCUGAAGAUCACUCCAAUAUCAUCGUCAGGUCUAUUCUGGUUUCCUCACUGGGUACGUAUCAGACAUAACAUAGACCAGCCUGCACAAAAUACGGCCCUUGGUCCUCAGGAGACCAUAUAUAUAUAAAAAAAAAUAUUUAUUUUAUUUUUCUGUGUGUAUAUAUAUAUACAAUAUAUAUAUAUAUACACACAGAAAAAUAAAAUAAAUAUUUAUUUUUUAUUUCAUUUUUAAAUAAUAAAUAGAUUUUUUAUUUUUUUUAUUUUCCCCCAGGUAUACGACUAUUUGAUUUGAAACGUUUUUUAAAAAUUAAAUCAAACUAAAUUGAUAAACAUUUAUCGUUGUGUAAAUAUUCACGACAUUUUUUCUGUACAACAUAUGGACAGUGAGAAGUACACAAAUGUUGACGAAGUAGGACUAAACACUUUUAGUGUAUUCGGAAACACUUAUAAAUGUGAACAUACAUUUACAAUAAUGAACAUUGACAAAUGAACGCAACGCCCUUUCUGACUGAUGAUCAUUUGGAAGACAUCUUGAGAACAGCCACUUCCAAAAUAUCUCCCGAAUACGAUAAACAUGUUACCGAGAAACGGUGAAAUGUUUCACGUUUAAUAUAUUUCGUAAGUAACGAAAUAGUCCUUAUUAUUAUUAAUUUCUUAAAAGCCCCCCCCCCCCCCACACACCCCUAUCCUAUUUUCUUUCUGUCCGCACAAGUUUUUCAUAAGUAUUACGUACGUUUAAUAUAUUUCGUAAGUAACGAAAUAGUCCUUAUUAUUAUUAAUUUCUUAACAGCCCCCCCCCCCACACACCCCUAUCCUAUUUUCUUUCUGUCCGCACAAGUUUUUCAUAAGUAUUACGGCCCGCCUUACAUUUUGAGUUGUGCAGGCCCGACAUAGACACAAGAGAUCGAAAUAAUUUGUCAUUGAGGCAUUACGUAUAGACAUAUUAAGACCAAAUACUACAUUUAACACAUCCCUCAUAUUUCCAAUUACGUUUCUUAUUGCAAAAUAGUACUCCGCUUCUAACACCUUCCUAGGUGGAUGUCUGAUAGCUGUCCUGGGGUCAGUUGGACUUGGGAAUCUGCUCACUGUAGGAACAAUGCACGACAGCAACGCGGCACAAUGUGCCUUCCUCUCCGCCCUGUGUUUUGUUCUCCUUCUGUCAGGAUUGACCACAACACUGACCUCCGGCUUCUGCUGCACCAACAGCGUAGAUUCCUUGGAGUCAGACACCGAAGAGUAAGUUAACGUGUACUGAAUAGAUGUUAAAUAUUUUUCUGCACUGUGUAAGCUCAGCAUUUGUAGCGGUGGUAAAAAAAACAUAAUUGUAAUUUAACAAACAGAGAAAUCUUGGCCCAUGGUUAACUAAAUAAUGAAUAUCAAUAGUAGAGAAGAGGUGUGUGUGGGGGGGGGGGGGGGGAGAGGUACAAUUCAAUUUUUACUGUCAAUUUGUUUCUUUAUGAAUUUUAAAGGAGUGAGUUCGAAAAGGGACAAGAUUGGCCACGAUACAGUUAUCUAACCGUGAUAAAAGCAAUGAAAUGGCUAUCUCAUAAUAAUAACAUUAAUGACAUGGUUAUCUAACAGUGGUGACAUUAAUGAUAUGGUUAUCUAACAGUGAUGAAGUUAAUGUUAUUUUAAUUAAAGUUGUUUUAACCUUUCUCACUGUCGCAGAAAUCCAAUUUUUUUUAAAGUUCUAUACCAAAAUGGUCUUUCCUUCAGACCGGUCGUUGAGACGAGUAAUGAAAAAUCCAAGUUAAUUGCUUCAAGUAAUUCAUUGCACAAAAGUACAUCCAAGGCAGAUGAAAAGGACCCUCGACUCUUCUUUGCGUCUGGCGGGUACACGUUUGAGAAUCCUCAAGUUAUUGACCAUGCUGACCUGACGGAGCACAAGGGAAUUGUGGGAUUCAUUAGAAGACAGAAGAAACAAAUCAUUCUGAAUAUAGCAACAUUUUUCUUGAUUGGAGCUCUCUAUUCAUACGAAGUGUACGUCGUCAAUUUUGUGGGUGAGUCCAAACGCAAUGAAAUAAUUGACAAAAUGGUGUACAGAUACCAAACUAUUUAUUGGCGUCGGGGAGGGGGGGGGCGUCGAGCUCGAGCUCUUAAUGCAUGAUCCCUGCACACCUCCACGCGGGCCAGACACCGGGUUUUCCCGCCGACAGACCGUGCGAUGGCGUGCUGGGAACCUCCCCCUGGCAUGGGGGAUGUCCCGUCGACCGAAAGCGCUGCGCUUAAAGCGCUCGUAGCCGACUCUCCUGAGGGUUGGGUUGGGUUUGCGUCCACUACAGGAGAAAUGAUGUGGCGUUACCACACUCGCACGCCAAGGGAGCCUCUCGGUUGGGACGAAAAGCUGGGACCUUACGGUUACCUUGGAGCAGCUUUAUCACGGCCUCAUAAAUAAAAUCAUUGACAUCAGUUUUUUCCGCCACCCAAGUCUCAUAUCCAUUUACGCAACAUGUAAUCAUGUUAUUGCAUUACUACUCCCGUUGCGUUGGGAUUCAUGCGGUCGGCUGGGGUUUCUGGCUUCGGGUGGGCAGGUCCACCCUACUUUUCCAAUUACACAUCCUUUACUUGAAGAACUAAUUGAAGAAAGAUGUUAUUUACAAACUAAACACAUUUUGGAUGAUACAUCAGACACUCUUCAUCACAGAUACUUAGGAUCGGCCAGUUCGGGACAAAUUCUAUCUCUCAGGGAGAAGGCUGAAAGAUAUAAAAAUUCUUUUGUUCCCCAGUCUAUACGAAUUUAGCAGCGCGCUCCUCCUGAAGUCACACAUCUUAAUAAAAACUAAUAAGUCCUUGAUAUGGCUAAGAGAAUUCACUGAAUGGCUGUUUUUUCACAAGUAAAAUAAUUUAAUGUAGAGGUCUUGUGUUCAAAUUAUUUUAUGUAUGUGCUGAAAAUGUACAAUGAAAUCAAAAAAAACAUUUACCUUUGUUUGGAUCAAUAAAAGAAUCGUAUCUUAUAAUAUUGUAUUCCUCAGCUCUGUGGGAUUUUCAAUUCUACCUUUAAUUAUUUAGCCCUGCCAAGUAUGAAACCUCAGCAGAAUAUAACCCCUAAGAUAAAAUAAAGAGUAGACGUAUACUAAACAUAAUAUCGCUGUGACCCAUAAUAAUUUGUAAAAUGACGUUGGAUGCUAUUUAUAGCUUUUUUUUUUUUUUUUUUUUUUUUUUUUUUUUUACAAUAAACCAUGAAAUCCGUUAAAAAUGAUAUGUUAUCAUUAAUUAUGGCGUCCUAAGACAUUCUCAGAUUAGUAAAAAAUGAUUGUAAGUACAGAUUGUAAUACACACAUAGAACAGUUUUCUAACGAGGAUUAAAUACAGACAGUUGAAAUAGAAACAUCUUUAAUUCUUUUUUGUUUUUUUUUUUUUUUUUUUUUUUUUUUUUUUUUUUUUUUUUUUUACAAUAAACCAUGAAAUCCAUUAAAAAUGAUAUGUUAUCAUUAAUUAUGGCGUCCUAAGACAUUCUCAGAUUAGUAAAAAAUGAUUGUAAGAACAGAUUAUAAUACACACAUAGAACAGUUUUCUAACGAGGAUUAAAUACAGACAGUUGAAAUAGAAACAUCUUUAAUUCGUUAAAUAAAUUUUGAAUACCUCUAUGUCUCCUGGCUCCGCUACAGUCUUAUUCUGGUUAGAACCAUUUUGACUAUUUUUCCUUUAUUGAUUCCCAAAUUUCAAUGUCAUCAUCACAACAUUUCUCGACAUGGAUAAGAGAUGAUAAAGAUUGUACAAUAUGCGUCACAAUUCACACUACGGACACCACAGGAUCUUGAACACUGACGUGCGUCAGUUAACAUAUUUGGGGGAAAAAAAAAAAAACUUGGCGUGUUUGUUUUUUUUAAAACAAUAAACGGAAGCAGGUAUGGGGUGGGGGGGGGAGUGGAAUAUUUUAAUAUAAUGUAAGAGCUUAUUUUGAACACUGACGUGCGUCAGUUAACAUAUUUGGGGGAAAAAAAAAAAAACUUGGCGUGUUUGUUUUUUUUAAAACAAUAAACGGAAGCAGGUAUGGGGUGGGGGGGGGAGUGGAAUAUCUUAAUAUAAUGUAACAGCUUAUAUUGACUUUUUGUUCUUUAUCUUUAACACCACAGGCGAAGGAAUUUUUAAUGGUGACCCCAACGCAAAGGUCACUACCCAGGAGUACAAAGAUUACCUCAAAGGUAUCGAAGUUGGAUCCAGCGGCAUCUUGAUAAUCUAUGUCAUGUUCAUCAUUGGAAGCCUCUGUCAGGAGAUGCUGUUACGAAGAAUAGGUAUGGGAUAUUGCCUUAGGUGUGUGAUGAUGUUGGAUAACUCAAGCUUUUGAGAUCGUUUGUCGACUUUUACCUCUCUUCACAGCGUUAUUUAUUUGUGUUUGCAUUGUUAAUUUGUGAUCUUGACAUUUCUCUGAAUCCGUAAAAGAUGUACAGUUCACUCGCUGUCCGUUCAUUUCAUCCAUUCAUUUUAUUGAUUCAUUUUAUUGAUUCAUUUUUUUAAUUCAUUUUAUCCAUUCAUUUUAUCCAUUCAUUUUAACCAUUCAUUUUAUCCCUUCAUGUUAUCCAUUCACUUAUCCAUGAAUUUUAUUCAUUCAUUUUAUCCAUUAAUUUAUACAUCCAUUGUAUCCAUUUAUUUUAUUCACUCAUUAUAUACAUUCAUUUGAUCCAUUCAUUGUAUUCAUUCAUUUUAUCCAAUCAUUUUAUUCAUUCAUGUUAACCAUUAAUUUAUCCAUUAAUUUUAUCCAUUCUUUUAUUCAUUUAUUUAUCCAUUCAUUUAUCCUUUCAUCCGUCACAUGUUAAUUGAACUGUUAUUAUAAAUUAUACAAUCCAUCUAUUUUAUCAUACCUCCCUCCCCACCCCAUAAUCCCCAUCCAGGCUGGAAGCUAGAGAUGAUCAUCGCAUGUUCUGGUUUCGUAGCUGUCAACGUUGUUUGCGCAGUCCUGUCCACCCUGUGGUCCUAUUACGUCACAGCCGCCUGGACUGGUCUCUACCGAGCGGUUGUAGUGACAGUACCCUACAUAUUAGCCAACCAGUUCGCCCUGGAACAGGUGUGUUGAGUGAUAUUGAUGGUCUCUAGGUAAAAGGCAGCUGUCAGUAGGAGCACUCCAGCCAAUAAGUUGUGAACUUUCGGUGGUCGCCAACUGCUUGCGAGGGACGCAUGAUAAUUUUAACAUGCAGUCAAUUUUGUUGGAAAUUUUACCUUGAAUUUUCUCAACACCUUUAAAAAUGGAUAUGGCCACCUAAAGUUACAUAACGUGACUUUUGUUGGACACUUAUAACUUUUCGGGACUUUGCCUCCUGCAUUCAUAGUUAAAAGAUUUUCUUCCCGUCUCAACAUUGGGCCAUUCAAUAUCUGAGGCCCACGCGAAGACUCUGCCACAAAGCAGUAUGGUCCUAGUCCAGUGGUCGGCAAACUCAUUAGUCUAAAGAACAAAAGAUGAGCAGCAGGAUGUAAACAAAAAAAUUAAGUGAUAAAUUUCUUGUCAAGAAUCUGUCUAGAAUUAAGUUUUUCUGAGACAAAACCGAUUUGUUGUCGACUGGCCGAGCCGCACUCAGGUCGCUAAAGAGCCAUAUGUGGCUCGCGAGCCGAGAUUUAUCAACACCUGUACUCGUCAAUUUCAGUUUUGCUCUUUUCCUUGGUAUAUUGUAUGUAUUGAUGAAAACACAAGGAUGCCACAAAAAAAUAAUAAUGAGCUGACAGACGCUCUAAAUAAUUUAUUUAUUAAGAAAUUUACGAAGAUCAGGGCGAGACUUGACAUUUGCAAUGAUGCUCCCGAAUUCUUGCAGUUUAAAGGCACUCCUAUAAGCAAAUUUUUAGAGGUCACAGAAUCACAUGUUAUGAAAAUACUGGUUGACUCCCCGAAAAAGUCAUUUUUGCUGGACCCUAUUCCUGCAGGGUUGUUGUACGAAUGUUUCGAUGAAGUAGUCCCUAUCGUAACUAGCAUCAUAAAUCAGUCUUUGAAAACUGGUAUUGUUCAAUCCUCUUUUAAAGAGGUGGUCGUGACUCCACUGCUAAAGAAAGCAAAUCUUGACCAAAAUGUGUUGGAAAAUGAUCGCCCGAUCUCAAAUGUACCUUUUGUUUCUAAAAUUUUAGAGAAAGUCGUUCUCCGUUUGCUCCUUCACCACAUCACUCAGUGUGACUUGUUUGAGCCUUUCCAGUCAGCAUACAGGGCGCACCACUCUGAACCACCUCACUGAGUGUGACUUGUUUGAGCCUUUCCAGUCAGCAUACAGGGCGCAUCGCUCUACCGAGACAGCCUUGUUGCACGUAGUAAAUGACCUGCUAUCAUCUUGUGGUGAGGGCAGGGUAUCCCUUUUUUUUUUUAUUACUUGAUUUAUCGGCAGCAUUCCAUACGCUUUACCACGGCAUACUUCUAAAAACAUCUGCAAAAAAGUUUGGUUUUACCGAUACCGUCCUGAGAUGAUUCCGUGCGUAUCUGACAAAUCGGGUCUAAUCAGUUAUCGCAAACGGCUUGACCUCGAAGCAAUCUAUUAUUGAAUUCGGAGCACCCCAGGGCUCAGUUUUGGGUCCAGUGCUUUUCACUAUGUAUGUUUAGCCUUUGGAUGCAGUGAUCAAGCAUUUUGAUAUGCUAUAUGACGGAUGAUACCCAACUUAAGCAAUCCGUGACCCCCUCUCAGUUCCCCAAGCUUCUUAGUAUGACACAGAAGACAAUGGAGUCAGUUAAUCACUAGAUAAACAUAAAUAAGCUCAAAUUGAACGAUGAAAAGACCGAGCUGAUAUCCAUUGCUACCACUCAAAAUCUAAAAUCUGUAAAUAACACACCACCCCUUUCUCUCUUACGGAUACAGAUAGAAUUUGCACAAACAGUGCGAAACCUGGGUGUCUACUUAGACAGAACACUAACUAUGGAAAAUCACAUUAAUAGGAUUUGCAAGGCAAUUUUUCUAGAGCCGCCCAGAAUGAGUCAUAUCAGACCUUUCUUAACGUUUGAUGCAACAAAAUGGCUGAUGUCUGCAUUCGUGCUAUUACGUAUGGACUACGGCAAUGCUCUCAUGUUUGGUCUUUCAGCUACGCUCCUGGAUAAAAUUAAAAAAGCACAAAAUAAUGAAGCUCGCAUUUUUUUUUUUUUUGCAAACGCAAAUUUGAUCAUGCUAAAACACUUCUGAGAGAGUUGCAUUGGCUGCCGCUCCGCGCUCAUAUAGAGCACAAAAUUGCAACAUCUGUGCGACCGCUGCUUGCAUGACCUGGCGCUGUUCUAUCUCAAAGCGCUCAUGACGCCUUAUGUACCCGCUAGACAACUCCGAUCAUCAGAUAGUGGCAAACUCUGGAUACCACGUGUUUGCCUUGAGCCUUACGGAAGGCGCACGUUCGCAUUUGCUGGCCCAACAAUUUGGAAAACACUUCCUGUUGCUCUCAGAAACAGCGAGACACUGGAGUCUUUCAAAACCAAUUUUAAUACAUAUCUAUUUCGCAAACACCUGUUGGGGUUAAUUUGUCUACCAUCUUUUCCAGCUAGCUAUUAUCUCCUAGAUGUAUAGUCGCCUGUUUUGUUUAUGGUUGCAAGGGAUGAACGACUUAGAAUGGAUAUUCUCGUAUGUAGUUUUUGUUAUGUUGCAUUUUGUAUUUCAGUGUGGUAGAAUAUAGAUUUUUCAUUUCUUUUUUUUUAAUAUGGAUGACUUUGUACAGCUUUUCGAGCCUUUGGGAUGAAGCGUGAUUUGCAAAUAUGCGUUUUAUUAUUAUUAUUAUUAUUAUUAUCUCCCCUACCACAACCACCACCAACCCUUAAUUAUCUUUUUCUUCCAUAGAGCGAUGAUCAAAACACGGGUGUGGCCAUAGCUGUUGUUGCGUCCAUGUUGCCUUGUGGGUUCACGGUGUGCUCAGCUAUCAUGGGACCGCUGAUUGACUUGACUGGGAACCCUGCCACGCCUGUAUAUUACACAGUUGUCAGUGCUUUCCUUGGAUUGAUAACUAUACUGUUUUUAAAAUCUGAAAGUUAGGCCUGGAACACAGCUAUAGUUGACUGUGAUAUCUGUCAUAUAUUUUGUCUAAGUAUCCAAAUGUUAAAACUAGUAUCAUGCAGUAGCAGGGGCAAUAAAGUACAUGGUAGACCUGCCAGUAUGCUAGAGUGGUGACCUCAUUACAACUUAGAAACGUUAAAUUUUAAUUACAGAAAUUCCACAAUGGGAUCUCUUUGGAUUACACAUUUAAUAGAUCUACUUUAAUGAUAUAAUAACAUAACUUUACAUGACCUAUUUACUCUAAUGAUAUAAUUACAUACCUUUACACGACUUACCUCCUCUAAUAGUGUAAUUACAGCCUUUACAAGUCCUGCUUCCUCUAACGAUACAAUAACAUACCUUUACAUGACCUACUUGCUCUAAUGAUUCCAUUACAUAACCUUAUAUGACCUACUUAUUUUAAUGAUACAAUUACAAACUUGAAAUGAGUUACUUAUACCUAAAGAUAUAAUUGCAUUCCUUCAAACGACCCACUUCCUAUAAUGAAAUAAUUACAUACCUUUACACGACCUAUUUUCUCUAAUGAUGCAAAUACAUAACUUUACAUGACCUACUUACUCUAAUAAUACAAUUACAUGCCUUUACUGGAACUACUGACUCUAAUGAUAUAAUUACAUACCUAAAUAAGGACGAUCUUGGCUUCUUUUAUAAAUAAUGGGGUUGAUAGAGACGUACCAUUGUAUAGCGUCAUACCUAGACGGGGUUGAUAGAGAUGUGCCAUUUGAUAGCGUCAUUAACAGUCUUAUAUGCCACGACUAAAUAAAUUACUGAUUAGAUGUAAUAAAAAUAGUUCUUAUUAGAAUUAAUAUAUUUUGUAUUUGUCAGACAAGAGGUAUUAAGAUAUUGUGUACAUAUUAAGAUAUUUUUUACUUUUCAUACAGAACGUAUUGAGAUAUUUUGUAUUGGCAAGAAAAAAUGUAUUAACAUAUUGUGUAUUUGCAGGUAAGAAGGUAUUAAGUUAUUUUGUGUUUUAUGAAAGAAGGUAAUACAAUAUUUUCAUUUGCCUUAGUAUUAAGUAAGUUUUCAUAUUUUCUGAUAGAAUGUCUUACUGUAUUUAGAUAUCUGGCAGAUAGAAUGUAUUUUAAGCAAUGAAAUACUGUCAAAUACUGUUCAGAAUGCUAGCACUAUGCGUGUUGCCUGCGUACCAGUACAAACAUGAUUGUUCAAGUUAAACUCCAUUCGUUAAUAUUUAGAGUUAAUUUACUGGUCUGCUCUGUACAUACUGUUAUAUCAAUUGUAGUAAUUGAUACUUUGAAGUGAUACCUAAAAAUAAAUUACGUUUUCAUAUUUCUUUCGAAUACAAAUUUC
Messenger RNA from Lymnaea stagnalis (great pond snail), 15976 nucleotides. NCBI's taxonomy places the organism in Eukaryota, Metazoa, Mollusca, Gastropoda, Lymnaeidae. The record is from the annotation of a GenBank genome assembly.